CUGUAUGGAAUGGUCUUAGAGAAUUAUUGACCCAUAAGAACAGAAUCUCCAUUAUCGCAACAAGCACCGAGGAACCCAUUGGUUUGGAUAUAUUUACCUGGGAAAAGCUUUUCCCUGGAAUAGUGACUCACUCUCUCAUCUCAUCUCAUCAGCUGGCAUUUCUGGGAGCUGUUUUGCAGGGUUUUUUUCUGGAAAUUCAAAAUGGCAGAAGAGACUAUUUAUCUGUGUAACUUCCGAGUGUCUGUGGAUGGAGAUUGGCUAUGUCUGCGUGAGCUGCAAGAUGUGCAGUUAGAUAUGCAGCACAGUAUGCUCAUGUCACCCACUGAUGAUGGGAGGGAUCCUAUGGCUAUUGAAAGGUCCAACUUGCUUCACGUGGCAAAACUAGUGAUCAAAGAGCUGAUUGACUCUUCUCUAUCUCAAGGCAGGAUGUUGGAUGAUGAUUUUGUUCCGCUACAACAGUUUUUUGUUGUAUUGGAACAUGUUCUUCGCCAUGGGCUCAAACCAAAAAAAAGCAUUCUGCGAGAUAAGCGAGAAUUCUUCCCAGUGUUAGAACAAAUAGAAAAGCAUGUGUCAGAAGCAGAAGAGAUAACAACCAGUGUAAGAGAUAUGCCAAAUCUCAAGACACCUCUAGGAAGAGCUCGUGCAUUUUUGAGAUUGGCCUUGAUGCAGAAGAGACUUGCUGAUUAUUUCAAAGUUCUCAUAGAUAAAAAGGAUGAUGUACUUGUAGAUUUCUAUGAACCUGGUGCUUUUAUGCUAGAAGAAGAGGGAAUAGUUAUAAGUGGCCUCCUGGUGGGAUUGAAUGUGAUAGACUGUAACAUUUGUAUCAAAGAAGAUGAUCUUGAUGAACCAAUGGGUGUCAUUGAUUUCAGCUUAUACCUAAAAGACAACAGUUUUUUGGGACAGAAUGAAGAAGAAGAUGGCUCUGAGGGAAAUGCAAAGAUGGCAGCCAUCUUGGACCAAAAAAAUUACCUUGAAGAAUUAAACAGACACCUUAAUGCUACCGUGACCAAUCUUCAGCAAAAGAUGGAAGCUGUGCAGACUUCCAACACACUGAUGAGAGAAGAUCUUGCAAUAUCUAAAAAUAAUAUCUUGGCCCUCCAGGAAGAGAACAGUCAGCUACGGCAUGAAAAAGAAGGCCUGGAGACAAGUUAUCAAAGAAAAAUGGAGUCUGCUCAGGCUGACUUGUCAGUAGAGCGGGAGACCUAUAUCACCUCUCGGCAAGGUCUGGAUCAUUUAUAUGCCGAUUCAAAGAAAAGAGAGGAAGAGGAGAUCCAAAUGAGAAUGGACCUUGAAAAAGAAUUAGAACUGCAAAUAGGCAUGAAAACAGAGAUGGAGAUGGCUAUGAGACUGCUGGAGAAAGAUGUCCAUGAGAAGCAGGACACUGUUGUAUCUCUGAGAAAGCAGUUAGAUGAAAUAAAACAGAUUAAUUUGGAGCUGUACAACAAACUGCAGGCAUGUGAUGGCUCUCUAAAACACAAAACAGAACUUGUUGCCAAGCUUGAAGAGAAGACCAACCAGAUGCAAGAAGCAAUGAGGGCCAUGGAGGCAAGAGUAAAGCAAUGUGAAUCAGACAAAAUUGCAGCUGAGGAGACGGCACGCAAGUUGGGUCAGCAGCUUGCAGAGAAAGAUUCUAGGCGGGCUGCCUUGGAAACAGAUCUAAGAAUUGAACGAGAGUGGCGGGGCACGGUCCAGAAGACACUGGAACAGGAGAGGGGGAAGGUGUCUCAGCUGCAGUCUGAUUUACAGCAGAUGGGAAAGGUAAAACAGGAAUACAGUGACUUGAUGAAGAGGCAUGAAAGUAUGAAACAAACUUGUGAGGAACAGGAAAAAGCUUUGACAGAACUUGGUUCUCAUUUGAGCGAGUCAAAAUUGAAGAUGGAGGAUCUUCGUGAAGCACAGCAGGCCUUGAAGGAAGCGCAAUGGGCUGAUGAUGCUGAGGCUACUAAUUGUAAGGGUUGUACCAAAGAAUUCUCUCUUUCAAGGAGAAAACACCACUGUCGCAACUGUGGAGACAUCUAUUGCUCUGAAUGUUCUGACAACAAGAUGCCACUGCCAUCCUCUGCCAAGCCUGUGAGGGUCUGUGACAACUGCCAUACUUUGCUGCUCCAGAGAUAUUCUGCUAAUAAAUAAAACUGAACAUAUCUUCAGUGAGAGACACAUUUUACUUGCAUCUAUUUGCCUGUCAUUCAUUCCAAUGUGGAUCAUUCUACCCUUAUAUUUGUUGAACCCAUCAAGUUUCUCCUUUGAAAUUUACAGAGAAAUCCAUGAAAAAUUGUCAAAACCAAUUACCAUUUUCUUUACCCAGAACUAAUUCUCAAAGCUAGUGGCAGUAUUUCAGAAAUGAAUGCUAUCCUAGCCACUGAAUUGACCCAGGUGAUUGGGGUGCAUUUAUUCUGCUAUUUGUGUCACAUUGUGGUGAUCAGCAUUGUUAUUUACCAGUGAUUGUUUGGAUCAUAACAUAUAUUUAUUAUGUGGUGGGGCAUAGCUAUAACUGUGGACAUCAUUGCAUUUGUUGUUCCCAUGCUUAUUUGGAGUCCAGCAGAAGAUUGCUGUCUGUUGUGACAUGUUGUACAAUGGAAGUGAGCUGUGCAAAUUCUUGUUUGAGGCCCCUAGAAUUUUACAUGGUGUUAAUUGGUGCUCAAACUGCCAAAUCCUCUGUAGUAAAUGACUGUUGGUGAUGAGAAAAAGCAGUGAAGAAUAAAUUAUUGUUUUAAUGCCAUAUAAUGAAUCUGUAAUAUUAAUAGACUAUUAUUUAACCUCCCAAGUUUUGUUCAUAUCUUGUUUUAGGUUCAGCUAAUAGAAUGUCCAUCCUUAGGGAGUGAUGAAUUUAAGAUAAAAGUUUGAGAUGUGCUAAAAGCUCAGGGCAGGGCUAUUAUGUAUAUUGUCAAUUGUAGUAAAUGUAUAAAUGCUAUAUAUUUCAUGAUGGGGGUUUUAAACCACUGACGAUUAUGUUAGAUGACAAAUGUAAUUAUCUUCUUGAAAAAGCAUAAGCUUAUUAUUAAGACAUCAUACUAGGCAUAUGGUUCAGCAUCAUGUUGAUGUAAAGGAAGAAAAAAGUUUCUAAUAAAAUUUUAAAAGUAAAUUAAAAGUUUUAUUGACUGAAAUUGCACUAAUCAAAUGUAUCACUUUUUAUGUUGAGGAAAAAUGUUUAACAUUUUACUGCCGACUGAUUGUUAAUCAUCAAUGAAACUCUUGUGAAUCAGUUACCUUAUUUACCAGUUAUUAAUAUUUCCUGUUAUUAAAUCCUUUAUGUUAAGUCACAAUGUCAAGGUUAAGGUGUAUCAAGUGGUUUGUAAAUAAAAUUGGUAUAUUUUUCAUA
Messenger RNA from Lingula anatina, 3319 nucleotides. Its product is annotated as RUN and FYVE domain-containing protein 2. Gene Ontology annotation, cellular component: cytoplasm. The record is from RefSeq and is a predicted model, not a curated record. Gene Ontology annotation, molecular function: metal ion binding. Lineage: Eukaryota; Metazoa; Brachiopoda; Lingulata; Lingulida; Lingulidae.